CCUUUAAAAACAACUUCAAAAAUACCUCCUGGAGCAAUUUUCUAGAUAAACCCCAGCCAUUCCUUUUUCAAAAUUUAUCUAAUUCUCAAAACCCAAAAAUAAAGAAAAGUCAAACUUACUUUUCUUUUCCUUUUGAAUCAUGGCCGGCUGCACUCUUCUUCUUUUCUUCUUUCUUUUUUUUUUUAUUUCACCGUCAGUGGCCCCAUUGAAAAAUCUCCUCCAUCUUAUUAAUUUUCAAAACAAAUCCCAAAAACAAGGAUUAGCUGAAAAUUAAAAAUUCAUUUUGUCUUCUCCAUCUUCCACGGGCCAAACCGACUUUCCCUUUCCCUUUUACUUUGCUUGACCGCCGGCUGCACUCUUCCCUUGCUUGCUUGUUCACCAAAUAGCUUCCAAAUUUCUACCCAACUUGCAACAUCUAAGCUUCUCCCAGUCACAGCCGGUCCCUCUGCUUCAUUCUUUUUUUUUUUAUGCUUCCCUAGAUCUACCCAAAACAGCAACCCACUUCUUCCAACUUCCAGAUCUACUGCCGGCGGCUCCAGAUCAGCUACCACACACGGUGGUCCCCCCAGGAACUCUUCUUGCCCCACAGAUCUGCCUAGCUUGUGCCUUCCUUUGCCAAAAUCAUCCCCAUGGCUCAUGACCGAGAAGAGCAAACCAUGCCCACCGGAUCUGCUUCCAUGGCCGGUUCAAAGGCCACUCCUUGCUUGAGGUCACCUCCCCCAAAUUUAAUUGAAAUCUUUCAAAAUCGUAACCUUCAAGAUGAUAUAAACAGGGUACUCCAAAAACAGAAACCAUGCCAUUCAAGCCAAACUUUUGUUCCUCACAGAAAAUCUCAAAUUUUGGGCCCUUAUUUUGUGUCUCAUCCGCUGUUCUGGCCCCUCCACAACUCACCAAAAAAUCUGAGGGGAAGAAUGUUGUAAAAGAGAAUGAGGACCUGGAAUCUGCCAUGGCCGCCCAGAUCAGCCAGCCAGAUCUGCCAGGGAGAGCUCCCAAACUUCAAGUCAAAAGGAAAUUUGUUGCUCCUGCAGAUUCCACAGAAGAGGAUACCCCCUCCAAACAGCGAAGAACAGGAGGAAUUAAGAGGCCAGCAGUGAAACCUGCAGCCGCCAAAAAGCUCAUCAAAUCUGCCUCCCCAUCAGAAUCCACUUCUGCCAUGGAAACCCAGAUUCCUCCUAACAAAACAGAAGAUGUUUCUCCCAAGCUAGACCAAGUUGAAGAAAACAUUGCUGCAAGUGAUGAAGGUGAUUCUGCCACCAUCCCUACGAAAUCUGGCAACGGUUCUUCUCCAGCCACAAAG
Messenger RNA from Rubroshorea leprosula, 1297 nucleotides. The record is from the annotation of a GenBank genome assembly. Lineage: Eukaryota; Viridiplantae; Streptophyta; Magnoliopsida; Malvales; Dipterocarpaceae.